AACAUGGGUAGACGUCCAGCGCGGUGCUACCGCUAUAUCAAGAACAAGCCAUACCCAAAGUCCCGCUUCUGCAGAGGAGUUCCGGACGCGAAGAUCAGAAUCUUCGAUUUGGGAAACAAGAGGGCUAACGUUGACACCUUCCCAGCAUGUGUGCACAUGAUGUCCAACGAGCGUGAGCAUCUUUCCUCUGAAGCUCUCGAAGCCGCCCGUAUUUGCGCCAACAAGUACAUGGUCAAGAACUGCGGAAAGGACGGAUUCCAUCUCCGUGUUCGCAAGCAUCCAUUCCACGUCACCCGUAUCAACAAAAUGCUUUCCUGUGCCGGAGCUGAUCGUCUCCAAACUGGAAUGCGUGGAGCUUACGGAAAGCCACAAGGAUUGGUCGCUCGUGUCGACAUUGGAGAUAUUCUUUUCUCCAUGAGAAUCAAGGAAGGAAACGUCAAGCACGCUAUUGAAGCCUUCCGUCGUGCCAAGUUCAAGUUCCCAGGACGUCAAAUCAUCGUCUCUUCCCGCAAGUGGGGAUUCACCAAGUGGGAUCGCGAAGACUACGAGCGCAUGCGUGCUGAAGGAAGACUCCGCUCCGACGGAGUUGGAGUUCAACUCCAACGUGAGCAUGGACCACUCACCAAGUGGAUUGAGAACCCAAUCUAAUUUGGUAUCCACUGUAUUUGUUGAAAGCAAAUAAAUAAUUUCUUAUGUU
Caenorhabditis elegans is the source of this 697-nucleotide messenger RNA. It is a transcript of the gene rpl-10L, whose product is annotated as Large ribosomal subunit protein uL16. Gene Ontology annotation, molecular function: structural constituent of ribosome. The coding region runs from base 4 to 648 and encodes 214 amino acids. Lineage: Eukaryota; Metazoa; Nematoda; Chromadorea; Rhabditida; Rhabditidae. Gene Ontology annotation, cellular component: ribosome. The transcript is spliced from 3 exons. Gene Ontology annotation, biological process: translation. The record is from RefSeq and is marked reviewed.